Messenger RNA from Linum trigynum, 1291 nucleotides. The record is from the annotation of a GenBank genome assembly. Lineage: Eukaryota; Viridiplantae; Streptophyta; Magnoliopsida; Malpighiales; Linaceae.
ACUUAUCCUCAAGUGUUAGUAACAAGUUAGCCAUCACCACUUAGAAGUGCCAUAUUCUCCCACUUCUCUCACUCUCUCUCUCUCUCUCUCUCCCUCCUUAAGCUUUAACAACAAUCACUUGGAUUCAGCCAUGGCCAACUCACCAUCAAUGAAAUUAACUAGCGUCCAGGAGCUCGUGAAAGCAGCGCCCCCACUCUCAUCAAUCCCACUCCAAUUCCUCCAACAAACACAAACUGCACUUUCUGUUCCCACGCCGUCGGCGGCGGAGAUUCCCACCGUUGACUAUACGCUGUUGGCUUCACCGGGAAGCGGAGAAACGGAGCUCCAGAAGUUGCACUCCGCCUGCAAGGACUGGGGCAUCUUUCAGGUGGUGAACCAUGGGAUGAACCCUGAGGUGACGGAGAAGCUACGAGGCGAGAUCGAGGAAUUCUACGAGCUGCCGUUGGAAUGGAAAAUGAAGUACGGCGUGAGGGCCGGAGACGGUGAAGGUUACGGCGGAGGCAAGGCGAGAGCCAACGGGAUAAGGGAUUGGGGAGAUCGGCUUUAUAUGACUACUAACCCUAUCCAUCUUAGAAGGCCGCAUCUCUUACCAGAGCUCCCUCCAUCCUUAAGAGAUAACCUGGAAACAUACAUCCAAACCCUAAAAACCCUAGCGAGUGGGCUCCUCGGGUCGAUGGAAGAGGCACUGGAGAUGGAAGCAAACGAGAUGGCGGCGAAGAUGGACGACGGCCUGCAGUCGGUGGCGAUCAUAUACUACCCUCCUUGCCCGCAGCCGGAGCUGGUGCUGGGAUUCACCCCACACUCCGACGCCACCUGCAUCACCAUCCUCAGUCAAGUCAACGGCGUCGGAGGUUUGCAGGUCAAGACAAGAGCCGGCAGCUGGGUUCCGGUCAACAUCCUGCCCAACGCUCUUGUGGUCCUCGUUGGAGACAUCCUCGAGGUCUUUAGCAACGGAGUGUACGAGAGCGCGGAGCACAGGGUGAGCGUGAAUCCAGACAAGGAGCGGAUUUCAAUGGCUUUCUUCGUCAACCCGAAGCUGGAGGCCGACAUCGGACCCGCUGCUAGCCUCGUGACGAAGAACCCGCCCUGCAGAUUCAAAACCAUCUCCACGGAGCAAUAUUUCAACAACUUCUUCGGCCGUGUCCUGGACAGGAAGACCAAUUUGGAGGCUCUCAAGAUUGAUAAUUGACGCCGAUCGAUUGAUGAUCUCCGUCACGCAUAUAUAAUAUUGCUGGUUUUGUUUUGUGUGUAUUAUAUGAUAAGAGUGUGGGAAUAACCGAUCAAGUAAGCA